GGUUCGACUCGACUCAUUUUCAUCUCAGACAAAAGUGAUGACGAUAAAUUAAAGGAAUCCAAUUUUUUUUUUGAAGUAAUUAAAGGAAUCCCGUGCCUACACCUGAUGCAAUAAAUAGUAUUUAUAGUUUCAACUUAAAAGUACUAGUAUAUUAUCUCGCACUCAGAUGACACUGACAUUAACUUAUAAGCUCAGUGUAAUGAACUAGUAGCAGUAGUAAACUACAUCAAUCCCCUCACAUUCAGUUACAGCAAGGUUCGGUUUGGGAACAGUUAAAAACUGGCAUUCACCUCCGUUCUCUUCAACCUCUUCAACGCCGUUAGCAUUUGCAUUGGAUGCUAUACCUUUUUUACCAAUGGCCAUUAUUUCUAUCGAAUCAUAAUAACUCGUACGUUUUUUUUUCUCUCUCUCACUCAUUUUCGAUUCACCUCAUUUUGGUAAUCGCAAUGCCGCUAAAGGAUGACUUUUGAGGAACAGAAGGCAGAUCUGGAAAGUAGGAAAAAAAAAACAAAAAGUAAACGACAUGUGUCGAUAAUAGGGCCAAGUGCAGAGCUUCAGCCUCGAAUUUCGUUUUCCUUCUAAUAAAUUUUACUAAUUUCUUUUUCUUUUUCUUUUUUCACCAUGUUAUUUUUGUCAGAUUAUUAAUCUAUCUUGAAAGUUGAAAAAUCUUGUAAGAACUUUUAAUGAAAUCUUUUCUUUUAUUCGAGACUACCAGUGUGUUUAAAGAAUUCAAAUUUAACUAACUUUGUGUUACUAGAACAUAAAGUGAGAAACAAAGGUGGCUUUACAGCUGAAAAAGUGAGUCCCCUCAUUUGACUUAAGCAAAGACAAGUUGGCACAAUCUUCUAUGCAAGUUUCUGAGUGUUCGCCUCUGCAUUGAUUUAUUUUUGUAUUGGCUUUUUGGAGGUAAGUUAUCCGUGUCGUGGCUGGUUUGAGUGUGUGCAGCAGAAGCAGCUAGUUGUCUGCUGGAAGAUGGAACUUAUUUUGUGCUUCGUCUACUUGGUUUCUCUCAUGCUCUUCCAAGCACAAGCAAAUGCAAUCUCUGACAAGCAAGCAUUGCUUGAUUUCGUGGAAAAGUUGGCUCCUUCAAGAUCCCUGAAUUGGAACGCAAGCUCUUCCCCAUGUACCUCCUGGACCGGUGUAACCUGUAACGGAGACAAGUCACGAGUUAUAGCCAUUCACUUGCCAGCAUUCGGGUUUCACGGAACCAUCCCUCCCAACACAAUAAGCCGCGUCACGGGGUUGCGAACACUCAGCCUCAGAUCCAACUUCAUAAAUGGUCACUUCCCUUGUGAUUUUUCCAAUCUCAAAAACCUUUCCUUUCUCUAUCUUCAGUUCAACAACUUCACGGGUCCCUUACCUGACUUCUCUGCUUGGAGGAACCUCUCUGUUGUCAACUUGUCCAAUAAUUUCUUCACCGGCACCAUUCCUCUCUCUCUCUCCAAUUUGACUCAGCUAACUUCCAUGAAUCUCUCCAACAACUCCCUCUCCGGGGAAAUACCUCUCUCUCUUCAGAGGUUUCCCAAGUCAGCAUUCGUUGGAAACAAUGUCUCCCUUCAAACCUCCUCUCCUGUAGCUCCAUUUUCUAAAUCUGCAAAACACAGCGAAACGACCGUGUUUUGUGUUAUUGUUGCUGCUUCUCUUAUUGGUCUCGCAGCAUUUGUUGCAUUUAUCUUUCUAUGCUGGUCGAGAAAGAAGAAGAAUGGGGAUUCCUUUGCUCGGAAGUUGCAGAAGGGAGAUAUGUCUCCGGAAAAAGUAGUGUCGAGGGACCUGGAUGCAAAUAAUAAAAUUGUUUUCUUUGAGGGGUGUAGUUAUGCUUUUGACUUGGAGGAUUUGUUGAGGGCUUCUGCUGAGGUACUAGGGAAGGGGACGUUUGGUGCUGCGUAUAAGGCUGCGCUGGAGGAUGCUACCACUGUUGUUGUGAAGAGGUUGAAGGAGGUGGCUGUUGGAAAGAAGGAUUUUGAGCAGCUUAUGGAGGUUGUUGGGAAUCUUAAACAUGAGAAUGUGGUUGAGCUGAAGGGGUAUUACUAUUCCAAAGAUGAGAAACUCAUGGUCUAUGAUUACUACACUCAGGGGAGUCUCUCGGCUUUCUUGCAUGGUAAAAGAGGAGAGGAUAGGGUGCCUCUAGAUUGGGAUACUCGGAUGAAAAUUGCUUUGGGUGCUGCACGAGGCCUUGCUUGUAUACAUUGUGAGAAUGGUGGGAAACUUGUGCAUGGCAAUAUCAGAUCCUCAAAUAUCUUUCUCAAUAGUAAACAGUAUGGUUGUGUAUCUGAUCUUGGCCUGGCAACCAUAAUGAGUUCAGUUGCCAUACCAAUCUCGCGAGCCGCUGGUUACAGAGCACCUGAAGUCACAGACACGAGGAAAGCGACACAACCAUCUGAUGUUUACAGCUUUGGUGUGGUGUUAUUAGAGCUUCUCACUGGGAAAUCCCCUGUCUACACAACUGGUGCCGAUGAGAUUGUGCACUUGGUGAGAUAGGUUCAUUCGGUUGUGAGAGAGGAGUGGACAGCUGAAGUGUUUGACUUGGAGCUGAUAAGAUAUCCCAAUAUAGAGGAAGAGAUGGUGGAAAUGUUGCAGAUAGCCAUGUCAUGUGUGGUGAGGCUUCCUGAUCAGAGGCCUAAGAUGUUAGAACUUGUAAAAAUGAUAGAAAGUGUCAGGCAGAUUGAGAUAGUAGUGAAUCAGCCAUCAAUAUCAUCUGAGAACCAAGUGGAAAGUUCAACACAGAUCCCUUUAACCACUUAAGAUGAAUGAUGAAUCCCCUCAGUGUGAUAUUCACGACUCACUCCCUUCACAAAAAAGAGAGCUAUCUGAAAACGUUUUGUUCCAAAUUGUGAACAAGACCAUGCUUCUUUUCACCAAUUUUCCCUUUGUAAUUCUUGUUCAGCACAUUUGCUUUUACCACAAAAAAAGCCAAACUAAUUUAAUUGAUUUUCUAUCAUUAUAAUUUUACUGAGUGGAGGGAAGGAAGCACCAGAUGAUCAUUGUGCAAUCAUGUGGUUAUAUGUCUUGCUAGCUGUUAACCUGAUAUGAAACAUUUCGAUCUUUUUCUUGA
This is a messenger RNA of Glycine soja, 3052 nucleotides long. RefSeq names its product probable inactive receptor kinase At4g23740. Gene Ontology annotation, molecular function: protein kinase activity; ATP binding; protein binding. The coding region runs from base 973 to 2478 and encodes 501 amino acids. Gene Ontology annotation, biological process: protein phosphorylation. Lineage: Eukaryota; Viridiplantae; Streptophyta; Magnoliopsida; Fabales; Fabaceae. The transcript has 2 exons. The record is from RefSeq and is a predicted model, not a curated record.